GUGGCCGUGUAGAAAAGGCUUAUCUUCCCAACUGCCAAUCUCCCAUGCUUAGAGCAACGUAUUAAAACGCCCACUUCAAAAAGGAAGGGGAAAGAAAAGAAGAAAAACAGAGGAUAUUGGGUUAUCCCAGAAACAGAGCAUGGCAGCCCUGAAACUGCCUCACUCUCCAAGCCCCAUUCAUGGACGCCAAUAUCUCGUUCCUUUUCCCGCCUCCCCCAUUAUAUUCCCAAAGCCACCAUCCCCACGCCUAUCAAAUUACAGUUUUCCCAUUUCACAUGGCUUUCUUGCAAGAACCUUGGCCCUUUUCUCUCCUGGCAUCUUGGUGUGUAGCAAUAGUUAUUUGAGAGGAGCAUGGGGCAAUCAGUCAAAAACUAAAUCAGCAUCGGUACAGCCUGUCACAGCAGAAUUGAUGGAAGAUCAGCCAAAGGAUUCCCUUGUCAGUGGGGAUUCUAUACGCCGACGAUUUCUUGAUUUUUAUGCUUCCCGUGGUCACAAGAUCAUUCCUAGUGCUUCUCUUGUGCCAGAUGACCCAACAGUCCUACUGACAAUUGCAGGAAUGCUUCCCUUCAAGCCUAUAUUCCUUGGAAAAAUUCCCAGACAAGUACCUUGUGCUACUACUGCACAAAGGUGUAUACGUACAAAUGAUGUGGAGAAUGUUGGCAGAACGGCAAGGCAUCAUACAUUUUUUGAAAUGCUAGGCAAUUUCUCCUUUGGAGAUUACUUUAAGAAGGAAGCAAUCCAAUGGUCAUGGGAGCUUUCCACCGUGGAAUUUGGGUUGCCACCUGAGAGAUUAUGGAUAAGUGUGUAUGAAGAUGAUGAUGAAGCUUUUGAAAUAUGGCACAAGGAGGUGGGUGUUCCUGUUGAACGCAUAAAAAGAAUGGGUGAAGAUGACAACUUUUGGAUGAGUGGUGCUACUGGUCCCUGUGGCCCAUGCUCUGAGAUUUAUUAUGAUUUCCAUCCUGAGAGGGGAUAUGCAGAUGUGGAUCUUGGGGAUGAUACAAGGUUUAUAGAGUUCUACAAUCUGGUUUUCAUGGAAUACAAUAAAAAGGAUGAUGGAACACUUGAGCCCCUAAAACAAAAGAACAUCGAUACUGGUCUUGGCUUGGAGCGUAUGGCUCGCAUCCUUCAAAAGGUUCCAAACAACUAUGAAACUGACUUGAUUUAUCCAAUUAUAGAAAAGGCAUCAGAACUGGCUAAUAUGUCAUAUGCCUUGGCAGAUGAGCAAACAAAAUUGAAAUUGAAGGUUGUAGGAGAUCAUCUACGUGCAAUAGUAUAUCUCAUAUCCGAUGGUGUUUUGCCAUCAAAUAUUGGUAGAGGUUAUGUGGUUCGACGACUUAUAAGAAGGGUUGUUCGUGCUGGCAGGUCCCUUGGUAUAAAGGGGGAAGUACAAGAUAAUCUUGAAGGAGCAUUUUUACCAGCAAUUGCAGAAAUAGUAAUGGAAUUAAGUACCCAUAUUGAUUCAGAUGUCAAGAUUAAAGCACCCCGUAUUCUUGAGGAGCUGAAGAAGGAAGAGCUUCAUUUUGUGCAAACUCUAGAGAGAGGAGAAAUCUUACUGGAAAAAAUGUUAGCAGAUGCAUUAUCAAAUGCUCAGAAAAGUGGGACUAUGCCUUGCUUGUCUGGAAAAGACGCAUUUCUUCUAUAUGACACUUUUGGAUUUCCAGUGGAGUUAACAACAGAAAUUGCUGAAGAACAUGGUGUUACUGUAGAUAUGAAUGGUUUUGAUCAAGAGAUGGAAAACCAAAGGCGUCUAUCUCGGGCUGCUCAUAAUGUUGUUAAAAUUGAGGCUGAAGAUGGUGCUAGUCCUACAGAAUAUAUAAAUGAAACUGAAUUUGUAGGAUAUGACAGCCUUUCCGCUCGAGCAGUAGUAGAAAGCCUCAUGGUAAAUGGAAGUCCAGUGAUACAGGUUUCUGAAGGAAAUGAUGUAGAGGUUUUGCUGAAUAGAACACCAUUUUAUGCUGAAUCAGGUGGUCAAAUUGGAGAUCAUGGUUUUCUAUAUGUUACUGGAGGUGAAAACCAACAGACAGCUGUUGUCGAGAUCAAGGAUGUCCAAAAAUCCCUGGGUGACAUAUUUGUUCAUAAGGGGACUAUCAGAGAGGGGGUUUUGGAAGUUGGCAGAGAAGUUGAAGCAGCUGUGGAUGCAAAACUCAGGCAGCGGGCAAAGGUUCAUCACACUGCUACCCAUUUGUUACAAGCAGCACUUAAGAAAUUAAUUGGCCAGGAAAUAUCACAAGCUGGUUCAUUGGUGGCUUUUGAUCGUCUCAGAUUUGAUUUCAACUAUGGCCAUGCCCUUACUGACACUCAGCUUGAAGAUAUUGAGCGACUGAUAAAUGGGUGGGUUGGGGCUGCAGCAUUUCUUGAAACAAAAGUGAUGCCUCUUAAGGACGCAAAAGAAGCUGGUGCCAUUGCAAUGUUUGGGGAAAAAUAUGGUGAGCAGGUAAGAGUUGUGGAAGUUCCUGGCAUAUCAAUGGAACUUUGUGGUGGGACCCAUGUCAGAAAUACUUCUGAAAUACGUGUCUUCAAAAUAAUAUCUGAGCAAGGGAUUGCAUCUGGAGUCAGGCGCAUAGAAGCUGUUGCUGGUGAAGCAUUCAUCGAAUAUAUCAAUGCCAGGGAAUAUCAUAUGAAGAAUCUAUGCUCCAUGCUCAAGGUGAAAGCUGAAGAAGUGACAACCAGGGUAGAAAAACUCUUAGAGGAGUUACGAAUGUCAAGAAAUGAAGUUGCCAAUUUGCAUACAAAAGCAGCAGUGUAUAAAGCAUUAACGAUUGCAAGCAAGGCAUUCGAAGUAGGAACUUCACAAAAGAUAAGGGUACUAGUUGAGUCCUUGGAUGAUGUGGAUGCUGAUUCACUAAAAGUUGCUGCUGAGCAUUUAAUUGAUACACUGCAAGAUCCUGCAGCAGUAAUCUUGGGCUCCUGUCCAGAUGAAGGGAAGGUUAGUUUAGUUGCUGCUUUCACUCCAGCAGUGGUUGAUCUCGGUAUACAGGCUGGGAAGUUUAUAGGCCCCAUAGCUAAGCUGUGUGGUGGAGGAGGUGGUGGCAGGGCAAAUUUUGCUCAAGCUGGUGGGAGGAAGCCUGAGAAUCUGCCAAGUGCCCUUGGAAAGGCACGGGAAGAGAUUGUCUCUAUUCUAUCUGAAAAAGCAAGCUGAGAUACUUCUAACUUUAUACAUGGUCAAAAUACAGUGUCAUCCAUUUUUUUUAAUAUAAAAAUAUGGUAAAGAUGGCAGGGGCCGAUGAGAAUGCCUUUAUAUAAGAUGGGUGGGCAGGAGGGAAACUGGAAAACUGUACAGGUAAUCUUACAUUCUUUUUAAAGAUGAAUGUCAUAGCCAAAAUUGUAUGUCAUAGAAGAAUAUAGUGUUUCCUCAACUACUACAUUGCUGGUAGUUUUAGCUAAUGCUGGGUAAAUGAUAGCCGCACUUAACUGGUAGUUUUAGCUAAUGCUAGGUAAGUGAUAGCGGCACUAUCAUGGGCAUUCAUAGGCUGUUGCCCCCUUUUUGUUUCCCGACGGUCUUUUCAUUUCAGUGUUAUGCUUUUAAUAUGCAAUUUGUUGUGCUGGACUA
Molecule: messenger RNA, 3550 nt
Organism: Theobroma cacao (cacao)
Lineage: Eukaryota; Viridiplantae; Streptophyta; Magnoliopsida; Malvales; Malvaceae
Product: Alanyl-tRNA synthetase, class IIc
Biological process (GO): alanyl-tRNA aminoacylation
Cellular component (GO): cytosol; cytoplasm; chloroplast
Molecular function (GO): ATP binding; aminoacyl-tRNA deacylase activity; alanine-tRNA ligase activity
Source: RefSeq, a predicted model, not a curated record